This is a messenger RNA of Haliotis rubra (blacklip abalone), 1446 nucleotides long. Its product is annotated as glutamate receptor ionotropic, kainate glr-3-like. Gene Ontology annotation, cellular component: membrane. The transcript is spliced from 8 exons. Lineage: Eukaryota; Metazoa; Mollusca; Gastropoda; Lepetellida; Haliotidae. Gene Ontology annotation, molecular function: glutamate-gated receptor activity. The record is from RefSeq and is a predicted model, not a curated record. The coding region runs from base 1 to 1446 and encodes 481 amino acids.
AUGCCUUUUGGAUUGAAAAAUGCGCCAGCUACCUUUCAAAGACUUAUCAACACAAUCACAGGAAGACUUAACCAGUGUGACGCAUACAUUGAUGACGUCAUCGUGGCUACUGACGAGUGGGAUCAGCAGAUGAAGACCAUUUGGAUGUUGUUUGACUCUCUAACACAAGCCAAAUUCACUAUCAACUUGACCAAGAGUGAAUUUGUGAAAGCCACAUCAUUGACCAACAGCCACCAGAUUCUUGUGUUUGACCUCAGUGUCGUCGACACAAAGAAAACUUUACAGACAAUCCACAAGGCUCUCUUCCCUGAAAUACACGUGGUUGUUUCUAUGAGUCAAGGGCACAUGACCGAGCUGAUGAAAAUGGUUGAUUCAUUUGAUGCAAAUACAAAGGGAAUGACCGAUUUUCGACAUCAUUCAAAGUGGCUGCUUCUUCCGCAAGGAACCAUUGUCACUACGCUGUCGACCCAGAACUUGGAAAAUGUGGUUGUACUUAGUCACCAUAAGACAACGGUCUACACUAUGAAGUCCAUCAACAAUGGGAAGACGCAGUAUAAAGGAUAUGCAAUAGAUAUCUUGGAAAUAAUUGCCGAUGUUCUUAAUUUUAGUUACAGUAUCACUGAACCACAGGAUCAGUCGUGGGGACUCCCUGUCAACAACACCUAUAAUGGAAUUGUGGGGCAGCUAAACAGAACGGAGGUGGACCUUGCUGCUUGUGACUUGAUAAUGAACGAUGACCGCUCUGAGUUCAUAGACUACAUAUAUCCGCCAAUCAGCACCGAGUACAUUGAUGUUUUGUAUAAGAAGCAUGACACACAACGAAGUGGCUCUCUGUAUCUUUUGGCGCUCCCACUCAGACCCAACGUGUACCUCGUUCUGUUUCUAAUGGCCGGACUAUGCCCACUGCUUUUUGCUCUGUUCGAAAGUGCGGAUAUUUUCUUGCGCCAAACGCCUGCAGAGUCUCAAGGCUUUAGUAGAUAUCCUACAAAUGUCUCGGGGAAGAUUUUGAUGACGUCAUUGUGGAUGCUGCUGAUGGUUGUAACUACAGUCUACUGUGCCAACCUGGUCGCUGCUCUGUCUGCACAGAAGGAUGUUAAGCUGUUCUCUGACCUACAAGGGCUACUGAAUAGUAAUUAUUCUGUUGGUAUGCGACCAACCGGUAUCAAUAGUCAUAUACUGAAGACAAGAGACCCAUCAAGUUUGUACGGAAGACUGUGGUCAACAAUCAAAGCCAACGACCCGGUGUUCUUGGAAUCCUCUCUUGAAAACCAUCUAAAACGGGUCAGACGUGAGAAAUACGCUUUUGUGCAUUAUACAUCAGAACUAGAGAAGCACAUGGCUGAUGACUGCCAAUUACAGAAACUGGGAGAGAGGCUGUUUUUCACACAACAAGCAUUUGGAUUGCCCAAAGGGUCCCCUCUGAAAGCCGACAUAGAUAAGAUGUAA